UUGUUCACCCUAUAACCAAUCACAUGCUGGGAGAUUUGUUUUCGUUUUUGAUUUACGUUCAUCGAUGCCAAUCGGACUGCUCCCACCAUAAUCGAGAACCAAUGGGAAGGCCAUGGGUCGGAAGGUAGGCGGGGCUUAGUGAACACUACGGCGGAAAAUGGCGCCCAGCUCGAAAUCAGAAAAGGACGGUAACAAACAAACGCUGAGAAAACACAAAGAACAUGUCGUCAAGCUUCUGAACCGUGGAAAGUUGUCUGGCCAGUAUUCUCAGCGCUUGUUCAGGAAACUACCACCGCGCGUCUGUGUUCCCCUGAAGAACAUAGUCAGCGAGGAGUUCCUCAGAGCAGGACACAUCUUCCUGGGGUUCACUAAGUGUGGUCGUUACGUGCUGUCCUACACCAGUGACUGUGGAGAGGACGAUGACUUCUCCUUCUACACCUAUCACCUCUACUGGUGGGAGUUCAACCUACACAGCAGACUCAAACAGGUGCACCAUGUGCGUCUGUUUACAGGUGAGGACAUCUACAGUGAUCUCUACCUGACAGUGUGUGAGUGGCCAACGACCACUCCAAGAUCGUCAUCUUUGGCUUCAAAUACUCGUAGCUCCAGCUCAGUGUUGAUGAAUCUGAUGAUGAGUGAUGAGAACAACAGAGAUAUCUACAUCACCAUCGCCUCCAUGCCUCCUCUCAGACCCUGCUCUCAAUGCUGCCCUCCAAAUACCUCUACCAUACGCACAGGUAGUGGAGAGUGUCUGGAACAUGGCUAUAUGUUGAACAGUCGGUACCAGGUGGUCUAUCCCUUCCCCACCUUCCAGCCUGCCUUCCAGCUGAAGAAAGACCUGAUCUUCCUCAACACCUCCUUCCUGGUGGCCUGCUCUGUGUCCCUCUGUCCAGCAGAAGCCCCGCCCCUCUUUCCCCUAGCCAAUCACAAGCUGCCGCCCGGGCGCGAGAGUUCGCCGCCGACCUCUUCAGACGUGCCCAGGGAGGAGGGAGAGAAAAACGAGGGAGGGGAAAGGAGAGGGAAACCGGAGGGAAGCGAAGUAGGAGAGGAGACCGUCGUGACUGAGAGAGAAGGGGUGAGCGUGGAGAGGGACAGUGAACAGAGGGAAGACGCACAGACUAGCGCACCACAGACUUCCACUUCAGCUGGGAACCAAAGCUUGUUGCGACCUUUGCAGGAGGACUCUAUUCAGUGUAGCGCGGUGAUGUCUCCUGCCUCCUCCUCCUCUUCCACCCCCACUCCUCAUUCUACUCAGGAAGCAGGCUGCAGCGAGCCGGGAUAUGUCAACUACACCCGCUUGCAGUACCGCAUGCCACAGCCGGGGGCGCCAGAGCAGGAUGCAGGAGGUUAUGAGGAUGAUAAGGUCCAGCUGCCCUUCACUGUGACUGACCUGAAGGGACGCAACCUACAGCUGGUCACUGGGCCCCACAACGGACAGAGUGUGUGUGUGGAGCAGUUGACUCUGGACUUUGAGUACCUGAUCAACGAGGUGAUCCGGAGCGAUGCCCGCUGGGCUGCUCAGUUCUGUUCCUUCAACGACUACGACGUUGUUAUACUGGAGGUGUGUCCAGAGACUAACACAGUGGUGAUAAACAUUGGGCUGCUGCUUCUGGCGUUCUCCAACCCUGAAGAGGAACACUGCAGGCCCAACACCUACCACUCCAGUCUGCAGGUGAGCUGGGACCUCAACACAGGAGUGUGUCACACCGUCGGGGUCGGUGACCUCACUGAGGUCAAGGGUCAGACCAGUGGCAGUGUAUGGAGUUCGUACAGAAAGUCUUGUGUGAACACAGUGAUGAAGUGGCUGGUUCCAGAGAGCAGCUCUCGUUACAUCAACCGCAUGACCAACGAGGCCCUGCACAAAGGUUCCUCUCUACAGGUGUUGGCUGACAGCGACCGGAGUACCUGGAUCAUACUAUGAGGGACAACAGAGGGGUGUCCUGACACCAGAGGCUCGGACUGUCACACACACCCAUCCACACACCGACACACAUACAGCAAGCCUGUUUAGCUGCUACAGUAACAGUCAUAGGAUCCCUCUCAAAUGGCACCCUAUUCCACCCUAUUCCCUCCUAUUCCACCCUAUUCCCUCCUAUUCCACCCUAUUCCCUCCUAUUCCCUCCUAUUCCACCCUAUUCCCUCCUAUUCCACCCUAUUCCCCCCUAUUCCCUAUUCCACAUGUGGUGCACUACGUUUCCAUUAUCCCUGUGGUGAGAAGUGGUGCUCUAUAUAGGACCUUCAGACUCCACUCUGGACCUGGAAACCAGUUCCACUGUUCCCCUCUAAUCAGGGACUGAUUUAGACCUGGGACACCAGGUGGGUGUGCAAUUAAUGAUCAGGUAGACCAGAAAGCAGGCUCCGGACCUCGUAGGGUCAGAGUUGAAUACCCCCGAUUUAGGGAAUAGGGUGCCAUGUUGUCAUGACUCAGUUACGACAUGUCGCCAACCUGAAUCUGUGCACCUGCCUCUGUGUGUGUGUGUGUGCCUCUGUGUGUGUGCCUCUGUGUGUGUGAUAUUGUAGGAUGGAAGAAACGAGGCAGUGUGUUUUCCACAUGUUCUGUUUUUGUUUGACGAUAUAAUGUACCAUAAUUUGCACCCAUGGAUCCAGAGCUGGACUGAACAAAGAUGAUUUUACUGUGGGUUUUUAGUUCGGUUUGUUUGGUGUAAUUUUCCGUUUUAUGACUGUGUGUGAGAGAGAGAGAGAGAGAAAGAAGUUGUGUGGUCCUCAUGCCUCCGAGAUUCUGCUGCUCUUCUCGGAACCUAAAGGCCACUCCUCGAAACCAGCUUUUUGUCCAGGUCUGUCUGACUGCAACAGGGCCUACACAUGAACCGGAACCAAUCCUGUUAUUUGUCGCUCUGGAGUGACUGACGUUCCCCCUAGGUACAGAUCUAGGAUCAGCUUCCUCUCCCCCAAUCCUAACCUUAACCAUUAGUGGGGGGAAAUGUUAAACUGACCGCAGAUCAGUGUCUAAUGGCAACUUCACCAUCGACAGAUUUCUUCUUGGAUUGCGUCCAACAUGGCUCCCUAUGUAGUGCACUACGUUUUGUCCAGAGCCUCAUAGGGCUUUGGUCAAAAGUAGUGCACUACAUAGGGAAUAGGGUGUCAGUUCAGAUUGUCCCCUUUUUAAAUGUAUUUGUAUGUAAUGGAGUUAACUUUCCCAGAUUUACUGCCUAGUCCUUCAUCCCAGGAAUCUUUUUUUUUGGAAAGUUACAACCCUAGAUGGAGCAGAGGCUUAUGGAGUUUAACCAAGCCUGUCAUUAUCUGGCUGUAUUUUAAGACUGGACGGAGAGAGCAUGGUUCACUUGAUUAUUUUUUGAUAAAAAUAAAUUGAAAGAUUCAC
Oncorhynchus kisutch (coho salmon) is the source of this 3340-nucleotide messenger RNA. RefSeq names its product DDB1- and CUL4-associated factor 15-like. Gene Ontology annotation, biological process: protein ubiquitination. Gene Ontology annotation, cellular component: Cul4-RING E3 ubiquitin ligase complex. The record is from RefSeq and is a predicted model, not a curated record. Lineage: Eukaryota; Metazoa; Chordata; Actinopteri; Salmoniformes; Salmonidae.